Molecule: messenger RNA, 234 nt
Organism: Sparassis crispa
Lineage: Eukaryota; Fungi; Basidiomycota; Agaricomycetes; Polyporales; Sparassidaceae
Exons: 1
Coding region: 1-234 (77 amino acids)
Source: RefSeq, a predicted model, not a curated record
AUGCGCGCUAACGAGCAGCAGGCUGGCGAACGUCUGCAGCCGGAGAUGGUGAUCGUAGACGGUGUCCCACCUGGUCCGUUCAAUAUUACCGUCGGUGUUGGCAAUGAGCUCGGGGAGCGGCGGACCAGGGGCAAGGACAUUGAUGGGCAGGCACUCUUGCUACAUGCUUGCUACGCCACUGCACUGCCAGGUGAAUACUCGAACCAAUGUACGUGGUUCUGCUUUGACGAGUAG